CAAGAGCGGGUGAAACAUAAAGAAGCAAGCGCGUCCUGGAAUUUUGAGUUGGCCAUUAAACUGAGAGAAAAGUAGUAGUAGAAAGGGUAAACGGGGACGAGGAGGAACAGGGCACUGGUUCCGCCCACGGACUUGUGGCAGCCAUUCAAUGCACCGCCGAACGCUCAUCCCUUGUUCAUCCAGCUUCGAGGCAGCCUCGUCUCUCUUCUUCGGCCCUUGUUCCUUCGAUACGCUGCCCCUUCGCGCUCCCCGGCCCGCGCCUGUCCCGCCCUCCGCUUGCUCCCACUCCUCUCAGGUAGAGGAGGGAACCGACAUGGAAGCUCUGAAGCCUAGUUUAAGGAUGGAGAAUAUGUACGCAGCGCAGCAGCUGCUGCAGGACCAAGGGGUUUCGAGCGAAGAGGCAUGUUGGGUUGUCGAGCGGGGGAACUAUUUGGGCGAGGGUUUCGCGGUCGACGACCUCCUCAACCUUGGAGAGUUCGCGGAAGACGAGAUGCAAGCGGAGGAAGCCGAAGUGGGCGGGAAAUUCGAAACGGAAGCCGGAGCUCAGCACACGGAGCCGGAGCGCUGCAGCUCGUAUUCGUCCCCUCCUUCCUCCUCUUCGGCUCUCUCCUUCGAGCUACCGCCGCCGCCGCCUCUUUCAGAUAUCUUUCCAGCGCAUGACGCUGAAGAGCUGGAAUGGGUUUCUUACAUCAUAGACGACUCCAUCACGGAGUUCCCCCCGCCGUGCUCUGGGGUUGCACCCCUCGCCCGGCAUGAGAACCGGCACCCCUGCACCGCCGCACCGCAAUGUCAACGGCCCUUCCUUCUGGGCCCCAGCGUCUGCGCCCUCUCUACGGAAGCCAUGGGCAUAGUGAAGGCCAAGCGGAGCAAGCGCUCGCGCAGCGCCACCGCCGCCUGGUCAAAAUCCGGCCCUGUCCCCUUCGCCGACACCUCCUCGUUCUCCUCCGCCGACAACAGUACCACCACCUCCGCCGCCUCUUGCUCUUCUACCUCAUCCUCCUCCCCUCUCCUCAUACACGACCAGCCCGCUGGCGGCUUCGACCAAAGCUUCCUCAUUUACGGCCACCACCCGCCGCCGCGCAUGAAGCAGACACCGAAGAAGCGCGGCCGAAAGCCCAAGGUCCCGCCGUCCGCCGCACCCGCCGCCAUCGGCGAGCGGCGGUGCAGCCACUGCGGUGCCCAGAAGACGCCGCAGUGGCGGGCCGGCCCCCUCGGCUCCAAGACCCUGUGCAAUGCCUGCGGCGUCCGGUUCAAGUCCGGCCGCCUCCUCCCGGAGUAUCGACCAGCUUGCAGCCCCACUUUCGUCAGCCACAUGCACUCCAACAGCCACCGCAAGGUCCUCGAGAUGCGCCGGAAGAAGGAAGAGGACCCCAUCACCGCAGCCGCGCCCCCCGUGGUUUCCUUCUGAUACCGGUUCGAGUCUAUAUGUCGGACUCCUACUUCCGUAACAGUUUGUCUGUAACGGCUUGUUUAUUGGUAGCGGUUUAGGUGCUUUGGGUUGUAUGUUUCUUUAGCUUCUGUAGCUUUGGAUUUACUAUUAGCAUCUUUCUUCCUUUUAUUGGGCUAUA
Molecule: messenger RNA, 1568 nt
Organism: Musa acuminata subsp. malaccensis (wild Malaysian banana)
Lineage: Eukaryota; Viridiplantae; Streptophyta; Magnoliopsida; Zingiberales; Musaceae
Source: RefSeq, a predicted model, not a curated record